GCCAGCCAGCCCGCCCCCGCGUCGGCGAAAAGCGCUCAAGCCUCGCCGAGAUGUCGCGGCUGUUGCUGCUGAGCCGCGUUUGCGCCAAGUGCAGAUGUCUCCCCCCACCAGGCGCGCGUAAUUCGGCUUCGUCGCCGACCGACCGCCGAGUGUCGGGCGAGCGGUCCGUCUUUCCGCUGCGGCGACAAAGGCAGCUCGCGAGGAGGUCGGGCGCGCCGACUUUCGGACGGCGCGGGAAGUCCGCCGUUUGGUUCUACGGGCUCGGCGCCGGACUAGCGUUGGCUCUCGGUCUGAGGCACCGCUCCGACCCGGCGGACGGUUCGUGCGACGACGAAGCGACGCGUGACGAGGGGGCUCGGCGGUACGACGCUGCGAUCGAAGCCAGCAGGGACCACGUGGAGCGGAUAAAGGAUGAGGUCGGGGCCCCUGGGCUGGUGAUAGGGGUGUCCGUGGAUGGCACUCAAGUCUGGUGUGAAGGAAUUGGCUGCGCUGAUUUGGAGAAUCGGGUACCGUGCCAUCCAGGGACAGUGAUGCGCAUUGCCAGCAUCAGUAAGCCCCUCACCUCCGCAGCUGCAGCGCGCCUGUGGCAAGAGGGGAAACUGGACCUUGAUGUGCCAGUUCAAAAGUAUGUCCCAGAGUUCCCCCCAAAACAGUUUGACGGAGAAGAUGUCACAAUAACCCCCCGCAUGAUUCUCUCUCACCUAAGCGGGAUACGGCACUACGAGAAGGAUGCCAAGAAGGUGAGAGAGGACAGGGAGAAAGCCAAGCGAACUUUGAAGUCUCCCGUGAAAAAGGAAAAGAGAGUGAGUGAAAACAAGGAGAACUCCAAGACGGAAGACGCCACUGAGGGCAAAGAGGCCAAGCAGGCUCUGAGGAAAAGGGAGUUUGAGCAAGAGGAGUACUACCUGAAAGAAAACUUUGACAGUGUCGUCCAGUCUUUGGACCUGUUCAAGGACGACCCUCUAAUUUUCAAACCUGGCACCACCUUCCUGUAUUCAACCCAUGCCUUCACUUUGUUGAGCGCCAUCGUGGAGCGAGCUGCCGGUCAACGCUUCUUGGAUCACAUGAUGGAUAUGUUCCGUGAACUGGGAAUGCUGAACACUGUGCCAGAUGAGAAUGAUCCUAUUAUUUAUCACCGCUCAAGAUUUUAUCAUCAUAACAAGACGGGGCGCGUGGUAAACUGCCCGUAUGUAGACAACUCGUACAAGUGGGCAGGAGGCGGCUUUCUUUCCACCGCUGGAGAUCUGCUGCUGUUUGGCAAUGCCUUACUCUACAGCUAUCAGGUGGCCCACCUGAAGGACAGCAAAGGCCUGCUGCCUGGCUUCCUCAAACCCCAAACUGCCCUGAAUCUGUGGAGCCCGGUGGACAGGACAGAGGCCAGCUGGGAUAAGGAUGGACUGUAUGCUCAGGGCUGGCUGGUGGUGGAGAAACUACAGAAAUAUGGUCAGUGUCGGUGUCGCAGGCACUAUGUCUCACACACAGGAGGGGCUGUGGGGGCUAGCAGUGUGCUUCUGGUGUUGCCCAGUGAAGAGGAUUCACUCCAACAACAGACACCACCGCUCCCACAGGGGGUAGUGGUCACCAUCCUCACUAAUAUGCAGUCUGUGGGACUCAAUAGCGUAGCUCUAAAAAUCGCUCUCGAGUUUGACAGAGCCAGAGGCCUUUGAGAGUAUGUGCUUUACUCAGCAGAAACAAAAAUGUUUACAUUUCACUGCGCAUUAAUUUCAUUUGAAUCGCUUCAUUUGAUAUCUGUCAACCUUUUUAAACAUACUUUUAAAUAAUGCCAGAAAAUAGUUUGUGAAAUCAAAUAAAUUCUACAUUUUACA
Molecule: messenger RNA, 1826 nt
Organism: Lampris incognitus (smalleye Pacific opah)
Lineage: Eukaryota; Metazoa; Chordata; Actinopteri; Lampriformes; Lampridae
Gene: lactb
Product: lactamase, beta
Exons: 6
Coding region: 51-1667 (538 amino acids)
Source: RefSeq, a predicted model, not a curated record